Ictalurus furcatus (blue catfish) is the source of this 5719-nucleotide messenger RNA. It is a transcript of the gene mcf2l2, whose product is annotated as MCF.2 cell line derived transforming sequence-like 2. The record is from RefSeq and is a predicted model, not a curated record. NCBI's taxonomy places the organism in Eukaryota, Metazoa, Chordata, Actinopteri, Siluriformes, Ictaluridae. Gene Ontology annotation, molecular function: guanyl-nucleotide exchange factor activity; protein binding. The transcript has 34 exons. Bases 1323 to 5183 code for a protein of 1286 amino acids. Gene Ontology annotation, cellular component: cytoplasm.
UGCAGUGGGUCAGUGUUAGGUGGAUUUGCCUGGUGAUGCUGGGAAUAAAGAGCUCUGUAUGCUUAACCCUCAAAACCCUUCAGUAACGUGGCCUGAAAAAGAUGCCAGGAAUUAUUAUUAUGUGAGCACUGUCUCAAAGUCUAGUGCCACUAGGGAUAUAUUAAUACAAUAUGUUUAUUGUGCUAAUAAGGAUUGUUGUUGUUGUUUUUUUUUUUUUUAUAUUUUUAAAAUAAUUAUUUUAGACAGGAUCAGUAAUUCUGGUUAAGUAGGGUAAGUCGAUGUACUGAAAUACAACUGCAGAUUGUGUAAACAGUUUUUUUUCUCAAUACAGGGAAGCAUGUUUGUGGUAAUGACACAUACGUUACAGAUGUGCUAGAUAGGAAAUGAGUAUCAAAACAAUGGAGUGCCCCUUUAAAGAAUGGUCAGCAUUAUUUUAAUCAAAAGGAUUCCCAUUUGUUGGAUCGUGUAAAUGCUAUGACGACCAACAGGAUCUCUUCACCUCUCUGAAGCAUCUCAGAUCCGCAUUGUGAUAUCACUUAAUAAAAAGAUGUACAGUAUUAACCUAUACCACGUCUGUGUUGAAUUUUGGAAUCGGAUUGGUUGAAAAGUGUUGAUUCAUUAUUCAUAACAGCAUGGCUCUACUAAUUCACAUGGAGCACACAGUCUAAUAAUAAACAGAACGAGGGAAAUCAUGUUGUUUAUGAAAGAAAAAUGCAUAACUGUUGAUAUGUUGAAGCCUUAUGUAAAGAGGCAUUUAGGUAACAUUUAUGUAAGGAGUCUGCAGUAUCGGCACUUUAGAGGUCAGAGUUAAAGCCGGUGCGUUUAAGUUUUCCACAGCAGGAAAGUCUUCAGGAUGUUGCAUGACAAGCGACAGUAUGUAGAUGCUACUUAUAUCAUAAGUGAUAGCAGGAAAUAACUUGUUUUGCAGAUGUUCCACAGCAUUAAACGUAACUAAAAAGUUUACUGUUACAGCACACCACAUUGGGUUUUAUUUUUUACAUAGCACAAUCACCUCAAUAAGCAACUAUUGCAUUAUUCUACUGCAGAGAGCAUGAAGAAGUGCAGCAGUAAGGAGACUCAAGGACAGUGUAUGUGUGUGUGUGGAUGCUGGAUUCUGGGUAGUGAGAGAGAGCACUCUCAGGUAGAAGAGAGUACAGUAAAUGAAGCCUGUGCAGGAGGGAACCAGCAGGAAUUACCAGCUUAAGCCUGUGUGAGUGACCUCUCUGCUCUGAUCCCUGUGCUCUGAGCUGACCUUGCUUAAACCGGCCACACAGGCUGCCUCAUACACACACAGACAGGAAGAAUAGGAUACUUUUUGCAGUAUGAACACCACUCUGCACGUCCCAGCUGGGUGGUCAGCAUGCAGGAGACACUCACACUGGGCGUCCUACUCAGUAGUGCGCAUCUCGGCUGCGGAGAUGGAGUCCUAUCACCAUUUUCUGAGCAUGUGCAAGGAGAUUGAAUCUGCCACCUGGAAAAAUGAGAUUAUGCAACAGGAGAUAAGGCCUCUGCUGGCUGUGGACAUCAUCGAACAGCUUCACAGGCAGUUUGCAAUGCUGUCAGGGGGACGAGGGAAGGAUGGCGCCCCAAUCAUUACUUUCCCAGAAUUUUCUGGCUUUAAUGAUCUUUCCGACGAAGACUUCAUUAAUGUAGUCACAUAUCUGACCAGCAUACCCAGUCUGGAUGCAGCCAGCAUCGGCUUCAUCAUUAUCAUAGACCGCCGGCGGGACAAAUGGACUUCGGUGAAGGCCUCGCUGGCUCGAAUAGCGGGGGCAUUUCCAGGCAACCUGCAACUAGUCCUAGUCCUGAGACCGUCACGGUUCUUUCAAAGGGCCAUCGCUGACAUUGGCAUCCGGUUACGCCGCGAUGACUUUAAAAUGAAGGUACCGAUUGUCAUGCUGAAUUCCCUGUCAGAUCUUCAUGGCUAUGUGGAUAAAGGUCAGCUGACAUGUGAAUUAGGUGGAAGUCUGCAGUACUGUCACAGUCAGUGGAUCCACCACAGGACAGCCAUUGAAAACUUUGCUGUGACGGUGAAGACCACAGCCCAAAUGCUUCAGAGAUUUGGAACAGACUUGGCAGAAACCGAACUUCCCAAUGACGUUCAAUGCACCAAAGAUCUCCUAACAGCUCACACAGACAAACAUGACAAGCUUCAGGAUGAACUGAAGUUGGCUCUGAAACAAGGGACCACAUUGCUUUUGUGUAUCAAAGACCAGGCCAGUAAAGCCGAGAACCACAAACUAAACCCAGACGAAAUGGAAAAUCUAACCACAGUGGAAAGGUUGUUAGCUCAGCUGGAUGAGACUGAAAAUGCGUUUGAACAGUUCUGGUCCAAACAUCACUUGAAGUUAGAGCAGUGUUUGCAGUUAAGACAUUUUGAGCAGGACUUUAGAGAGGUGAAACUGUCUCUGGACAACCUGAUGGAGAAUUUGCUGACACUUUCAGACAGCGGAGACGGGGCUAGCCGCAUUGAGCAGCUCCUAAAAGACCUGAGGAGCAUGCAGGACAGAGCUCAGGAAUCUUUGGAGAAGGCACAGCUGCACGCACUGCACGGUGACCAGUUAAUCCAGAGCAACCACUACGCGGUCGACUCCAUCCGGCCCAAGUGUGUGGAGCUGCGGCGCAUUUGUGAUGACUUCAGCAAUGAAGCCAAAAAAAAGAAUGACUUCCUGUCCAAAUCACUUGAGAUCCAUACAUGGAUAGAGAAGGUGAGCCACUGGUGCGAGAAUGGUGUGUACCUGCUGGCAUCACAGGCUGUAGAUAAGUGCCAGUCUCAGGAAGGGGCAGAAGCAGCUCUGCAAGACAUUGAGAGGUACAUGGAGACAGCUAAGGAGCAGCAGCUCAGCCAGCUCAAAGACCUCUACAACCAACAUGAGAUGGCUCUCUCUGAUCUCAUGAAGAUCCAUGUGCAGAAUGCACUGAAAAGGCUGGAAGAGGUGCAUGAGAUGUUUGAGAAGAGACACAUCAGUCUAAAGAGGCUGUCAGCCAAGCAAACCAGGCCCGUGCAGCCUGUGGCUCCACGUCCUGAAUCUUCUCCUAAGCGCCCUUCACCUAAAAGCGUGCGACCAACAGGCUCUGCACCAAACCGAAGAGGUCCAGAGAAUAGUUCCACCAAGCACAACACUGAUACUGAGCUAGCAAGGAAGAAAAACAUUCGCAAGACUAAAGGAGGCAUCAAGAUUGAAGUUAUGCAUGAGGAGAGUCAAGGAGGUUUGAGCCAUGUUCUCAUGAGCAGCGAGACGGAGGAGAGCCUGUCGAGCAGGCGGCGACACAUUAUGAAUGAGCUGAUUGAGACGGAGAGACUCUAUGUGGAGGAGCUCCAAAGCAUAAUUGAGGGUUACGCUGCAGCACUGGAUAAUUCAGAAAUGACGCAUCUAAUACCACCUGUGCUGGAAAACAAGAAGGAUGUGCUCUUUGGCAAUCUUGAUGACAUCUACACUUUCCAUAAUAGGACAUUUCUCAAAGAGCUGGAAAAUUGCAUGGAGAAGCCAGAGUUAGUGGGAACAUGCUUCUUGAAAAGAAAAGAAGAGCUGCAGAUCUAUGAGAAAUACUGUCAAAAUAAACCUCGGUCUGAGGCUCUCUGGAGGCAGUGUGGGGACAGCCUGUUUUUUCAGGAAUGCCAAAAACGGUUGGACCACAAGCUCUCUUUAGAUGCAUACCUGCUAAAGCCUGUGCAGAGAAUCACCAAGUACCAGUUACUUUUGAAGGAAAUGCUGAAAUGCUGCAAGAACUCAGAGGGCACGGCGGAAUUGGAAGAAGCUCUGGCCACUAUGUUAGACAUGAUAAAAUCUUUCAAUGAUUCAAUGCAUCAAAUUGCCAUCACUGGCUUUGAGGGUAAUUUGAACGACCUGGGUAAGCUGCUCAUGCAAGGCUCUUUCAACGUGUGGACAGACCAUAAGAAAGGUCACAAUAAAGUCAAGGACUUGGCGCGCUUCAAGCCCAUGCAGAGGCACCUCUUCUUGUACAAUAAGAUGAUUUUGUUCUGCAAGAAGCGUGAGGAGAACUCGGACGGCCAUGAGAAAUCCCCAUCCUACAGUUUCAAGCACUCUCUGAAGAUGAGUGCUGUUGGAAUCACAGAGAAUGUGAAAGGAGACGCCAAGAAAUUCGAAAUCUGGUACAAUGGAAGAGAGGAGGUCUACAUCAUUCAGGCCUCCUCCAUGGACGUGAAGAACACGUGGGUGUCCGAGAUCAGGAAAGUACUGACGGGCCAACUGGAGGCGUGCAAAGAGGCAAGUCAGCUCCAUCAAAGAAUCACCGAAAACAUUUACCAUGCUCCCAUGAGGAACGUUCGCAAAAUGGCCCUGAGGCAGUCCGACUCCUCCAGCCCAGAGACAGGCUACAAGCGCAGUGACAGCGGCCCCAACAUGAGGCAGAAACGAGCUGGCGCUAUGUCCAACCUUAGUUCAGACCCAUCCUCAGCUCUGGCUAGAAAGCGCUUCACCUUACACGGCCUGUCCAAUCGCAGGUCCCUGCCAUCAGAGCCGACGCCUAAGGAGGCCGAAGUCCCUCGCCGCUUCUCUUUAGCCUCUUCCGUCAGUGCAUCCUCGACCACACGCACAAAAGGUCCUCUAUCUUCGACCAUUAAAAGCAAGAGACACCAAAUUAAAAGUGACCCAACUCCAUUUGGUUAUGAAGGUAUUAAUCAAAAGGGUACUUUUCUCUCAGAUUCUUUGCGAGAUGCUCUUCCUGCUGACAGCAAAAAUAAAGGUACAACAAGUACCAAGCCCACUGUGCCUAGGUCCACCUCUCAACCAGGAUGGACCCAGCGCCGUUUACCCUCAAUGGACACCGAAGACUUUGAGACCAUCCCAUCCAGUGCUGAAGAGCUCUCAAAUUCCUCAGACGGAGAGGAGGACAGCAGUAACAAAAAUGGGGAGAACAAUCGCUUUCAGGUGCAGCUGACGUACGAGUCACGAGCGCCGCAGGAGAUGUCGCUGGAGCCUGGAGAUUUAGUACAGUUCUUAGAAGAGGUUGAGAAUGGCCACUGGCUAGUCAAGAACUUAAUUACUCUGAAGACAGGGCUGGUUCCACCCAGUAUCCUGCAGUCUACAGCAGGAGGAGUGGACAUUUACAGUAACACUGACAUCUUCAGUGACCUGUGUACGGCGGCCCUCACAGACCCAGAGGAAACAGAGGAGAGCGCUGGGCUGCUACCAGUCCAGGAGAACAGAAUUGCAUGUUGAACAUGUCUUUUUUUUUCCUUUUUUUUUUUCUUUCUGCAUCAUUUUAGUGCCAUACAUUGACAAACCACGCAGGAUUCCUCCCUGCUAAACCUUUGCGUUAUUGUAAAGUGAAGACAAUCUUUGCUGCUAUUCCCACUUGUGCCAUGUGGACAAGAGCUUGGAUUUUUUUGGCCUUUAGACUCCACUUGAACCUUGCUGAUGCAAAGCAACGGAUCGGGCCAGCCAGCUGUCAGGGUUAGCUAUGAUCUCCUUUGACAUUUCUAAGAGGAAAACUGGAAUCCAGUGUAUUUCUAAGCAGCGUUUCAGCGUCGGCUCACAGCGGCCGCUUGUUUUUGAAACAGGCCUGAUCAUGUCAUGACGUUGCGCGAAAUUGAGUGAGAGAGAAAGAGACUCUAAAUUGUCCUGUCCUGCUGAAAUUACCACUCUGAUUUUUCUUCUAGCCUGGAUCACUUUUGUUUAUCAAAGACAUUCAACCGGAACGGAAGUCAUCUCAGCAAAAUUACUUGUUUCGAUUCUGUUGGUCAGAAAUGCAGCAA